Electrophorus electricus (electric eel) is the source of this 8872-nucleotide messenger RNA. Lineage: Eukaryota; Metazoa; Chordata; Actinopteri; Gymnotiformes; Gymnotidae. The record is from RefSeq and is a predicted model, not a curated record.
AUGGAUUCAUCACUCAAGCAAGUACUGAGGAAAGCUCCAUCACGGCGCAGUGAAGAGGACCUGAACAAUAUUUACUGUCACCUCUAUCACAUGGAUGUCCUGUCUCACCUCAGGGACCAUCAACUCAGGUCCAUUUGCAGACAUGCCAGGUACGAGCGCUAUGAAGCUCACCACGUCCUGUUCUAUCCUGAUAGCAUCGCCAUGUGCUGGUAUAUACUGCUCUCUGGAUCCGUCUUAGUUAAGGAUCAUAUGUUCUUGGCACGGUGUUGCUUUGGCCAACAGCAGGGCGGGAGAAGAGGCUGUGAAUGCAUCGUUCUGCAGCCGUCAGAAAUGAUCGUGGUGGAGAAUGCCAGCGAUGGCGAAGACGCCGUGCUAGGGAGGGAGGGCUCGCAGCGCAGCUCCCGCAGACGCUUUUGCCGGGUCAACCCUCGAGGGGAGCGCGUGCUGGUCACGGACAUCCAUGAGCCGGCUUCCGGUGCGCCCACCCUUCCUGGAGACCUUAGCAAGAUGCACUUGACUGACCAUCAGCAGUUAAUGCACAUAACUGACCAUCAGCAGGUGAUGCAUAUGCCACCCAGCCAAUCAGGAUGCAGCAUUGCAAGUGAUUCGGGAAGCAGCAGCCUAUCAGAUAUUUACCAGGCCACUGAGAGUGAGAUGGGUGACGUGGACCUGUCCGGGCUGCCCGAGGCCCCUGUCGACUCAGAGGACGAAGAGGAGGAAGACGAAGACAUCGAGCGCACCUCGGACCCUCUGCUUGGCAGGGACCUGGUGCGUGAGUGCCUGGAGAAGGAGCCCGCAGAUCGCAACGACGAUGACAUCGAACAGCUCCUGGAAUUUAUGCAUCAGCUGCCUGCCUUUGCCAACAUGACCAUGUCUGUGAGGAGGGAGCUGUGCACAGUUAUGGUAUUUGAGGUGGUGGAGCAGGCAGGCACAGUUAUGCUACGUGACAAACAAGAGCUGGACCUGUGGUACGUGAUCCUGAACGGUUCAGUGGAGAUCAGCCACGCAGACGGCCGUGCUGAGAGCCUGUGCAUGGGUAACAGCUUUGGCAUCUCUGCUUCCCUGGACAAGCAGUACAUGAGCGGUGAGGUGCGCACCAGAGGCGACGACUGCCAGUUUGUGUGCAUCGCCCAAGAGGACUACUGGCGCAUCCUCAACCACGUUGAGCGGAAUACGCACAAGGUGGAGGAGGCAGGAGAGAUUGUCAUGGUGAAAGAGCACCGCGAGCUGGACCGCAGCGGCACACGCAAGGGCCACAUUGUCAUCAAGGGUACUCCAGAGAGGUUGAUCAUGCACUUAGUAGAGGAGCCUUCAGUGGUGGACCCGACCUACAUCGAGGACUUCCUCCUCACCUACCGCACGUUCCUAUCCAGCCCUAUGGAAGUAGGCAGGAAGCUACUAGAGUGGUUCAAAGUAGACAGCCUCAGAGACACGGUCACACGAAUAGUGUUGUUGUGGGUGAACAAUCAUUUUAAUGAUUUUGAAGGAAACCCUUCUAUGACGCAGUUUCUAGAGGAUUUCGAGAAGCUGUUGGAUGAAGCGAAAAUGAAAGGUCACCUGAGGCUGCUUAACAUCGCCUGUGCGGCCAAAGCAAAGUGGCGGCAGGUGACACUGCAGAAGGCAUCGCGAGAGGCACCGCUGCACUUCAGCCUGCAGGGCGGCAGCGAGAGGGCCUUCGGCAUCUUCGUCGAGUCGGUGGAGGAGGGCAGCAAAGCUGCUGAGGCUGGCCUGAAGCGCGGAGACCAGAUAAUGGAGAUUAAUGGUCAGAACUUCGAGAACAUCUCCUACUCCAAAGCUAUGGACAUUCUGAAGAACAACACCCACCUCUCCCUCACUGUAAAGACCAAUAUCUUUGUCUUCAAAGAGCUCCAGAGCCGCAUCAGGCACGAGAAGAAGAACGGCAAUAUCCACAUCCCCAAAAUCCAGGACAAGAAGGGCAACCGCUUCUCCAUCGCCGAGCUACCAGGGGACCUUGAGUUCCCCACAGAUGGCAAGAGCCACAAGAAGCUGAAGGCCAACACUGUGUCAGGCGGCCGCAACAAGAUACGCAAAAUGCUGGAAAAGACCCGAUUCAGCAUCCUGCCCCCCAAGCCCUUCAGUGAUGGAGGUGUGGGCCAGUCUCAGGACGACAGCAUUGUGGGCACCAAGCAGUGUCGGCACAGCGUGGCCAUCAUGCCUAUCCCAGGCAGCCUGUCUUCUAGCAGCCCUGAUCUGCUCCAGCCAACCACCAGUGUGCUCGACUUCUCCAACCCUUCAGCUGCUGGGUUCUACUACAUUCCAGACCAGGUGAUCCGUGUUUUCAAGGCAGACCAGCAGAGCUGCUACAUCAUCAUCAGUAAAGACACGACGGCCAAAGAUGUGGUGUCACAUGUGGUCAGCGAGUUUGGACUCAUCGCUGCCCCAGACACCUACUCACUGUGUGAGGUAUCCGUUAGUCCGGAAGGUGUCAUCAAGCAACGACGGUUACCAGACCAGCUCUCCAAAUUGGCUGAUCGUAUACAGCUCAAUGGCAGGUACUACCUGAAAAACAACAUGGAGACUGAGACCCUGUGCUCGGAUGAGGACGCACAAGAGCUGCUGCGCGAGAGCCAGAUCGGCCUGCUGCAGCUCAGCACGGUGGAGGUGGCCGCCCAGCUCUCCAUGCGCGACUUCGCCAUCUUCCGCAACAUCGAGUCCACCGAGUACGUGGACAACCUCUUCAAGCUGGACCCCGGGGGUGGAGGAGGAGGUGGCCACCUGAAGUGCUUCGAGGAGCUCAUCAACCAGGAGACCUUCUGGGUAGCUUCGGAGAUCCUACGUGAGGCCAACGCGCUCAAGCGCAUGAAGACCAUCAAGCACUUUAUCAAAAUCGCACUGCACUGCCGAGAAUGCAAGAACUUCAACUCCAUGUUCGCCAUCAUCAGCGGGAUGAACCUUGCCCCUGUUGCCCGGCUACGAGGCACAUGGGAGAAGCUACCCAGCAAGUAUGAGAAGCUCUUCCGAGACCUGCAGGACAUUUUCGACCCGUCCCGCAACAUGGCCAAGUACCGUAACAUCCUGAGCAGUCAAAGUGUACAGCUGCCAAUCAUCCCCCUCUUUCCCGUGGUCAAGAAAGACCUCACGUUCCUGCAUGAAGGUAAUGAUUCGAAUGUGGAUGGCCUGGUGAACUUUGAGAAGCUUCGAAUGAUCGCCAAGGAGAUUCGACAUGUUGUUCGCAUGACCUCUGCCAACAUGGACCCGGCACUCAUGUUUCGGCAGAGGAAGAAGAGAUGGAAGAGUUUAGGGUCCUUGAGCCAGGGCAGCACUAACUCCAACCUGCUGGACGUGCAGGGCAGCCACAAGAAGCGUGCCCGACGCAGCUCCCUGCUCAAUGCCAAAAAGCUCUACGAAGACGCACAGAUGGCUCGCAAGGUCAAGCAGUACCUGGUGCACCUGCAGGUGGAGACGGACGAGGAGAAGUUCCAGAUCAUGUCACUGCAGUGCGAGCCGGCCUACAGCACACUGUCGAAGAACUUGAACGAGAGGAGGUCCACCAAAUCGGACAUGUCGCCCGUGUCGAUGCGCUCGGGUGCGUCCGCUGCCAGGCCCCAAAACCGCGUCUCGCAGGUUCUGCAGGUGCCGCCUGUCAGCCUCAACCCUCUGCGCAAGAAGAGUAUUGCUAAGGACCUGGCAGGCAUGUACGGCUACAGCUCACCACAUGUGAUGAAAAAAACACCCAUUUCAGCAGAGGAAAGUAAUGGGAAGAAGUUAGAAGAAGGUGCAUCUACCGUCUCUUCCCUGCACUCAAGCCCGGCAGUAUCGCCACAGAGCUGUCCUCGCAAAGUGGGCGGCGUGGCCAAGUCUCAGGAGUGUGGUCAGCUGAACCUGUCAGGCUCGUCGUCAUCACUCGCCAGCGAGGCCAGCAACAGGGCGGCGGCAGGGUGCAGCACAACAGGGAGCAUGGUUGGCGCACGCCGCAGCUACGGCAUAGGCUAUGCCCUGAUGCCGGCGGCCAGGCUGGACCAGUCGGACUCGAGCCACAGCGAGAUCUCCUCGCGGUCCAGCGUCGUAAGUAACUGCUCGGUGGAGUCGGUGCCCGCUGGCACGGCUGAGGAGCGUGGAGGCACCAAAGCCAGCAGCGAGGCGGAGACGCAGGCCCACAGCCAACAGCCAGCCUCCAACCACUGCCCGCCCUGCACUAGUUCAUCCUUGGCGAGGCACACGGUGACGAGGGGUUCCACCUUCACCUCCCCCACCAGCGGUGAGGAGCUGGCCCCGCCUGACCCCGCGUCCACCUCCGAGGCAGCUGACAGUGGCCGCGGCAGCUGGACCUCCUGCUCCAGCAGCUCCCAUGACAAUGUGCACAGCCUUCAGGCCCAGCGCAACACGGACCUGGCCAACCAUAGGCACCUGCCCAUGGGUGGCCCCAUCGCCGAGCUGGAGGUGGGGCCUGGCCGCUCCAGGCAGAGCUGGGCUCCCUCCAGCGCACUCCCCAACACCUACGAAGGAAGCUACAGUACCGUGAAGCGAAGGGUGGCCGAGCGUGGGGGGGAGGGAGGUGAGGAGUCUGCAGAUGGGCAACCAAGCACAGACGGUGUGUACAAAACGGUCACGUCGAGCACAGAGAGAGGACUGAUAGUGUACUGUGUAACCUCGCCCUGCAAGGACGAUAGGUACAGGGCUCCGCCGCCGACCCCGCCGGGCUACCAGGGGCUGGCCCUGGGCGACGCGCAGGUGCAGGAGGGAGGAGUGGCGCGGCUGGCCCACAUAAAGCCGCCCGACUAUAGCGUGGCACUGCAGAGGUCCAGGCUACUGCUGCACGGCCCAGCAGCCCAGGCCGAGGCACGGAAGCUGGUGCCCGGGCAGCGCGGCUCCCUUGCCAUGCCCCACACUGUAGUCCUCCAGACACUAGCAGAUAGCGAGGAGGAUGAGCAGGUGUCAGCGGUGUGACUCCAGCAAGGGGUGUGUGUGUGUGUGUGUGUGUGUGUGUGUGUGUGUGUGAGAGAGAGGAACAAGGGGUCCAAAGCAUUGAAGACAGCUUCAUUAUGUAAAGCCCUUCAUGCUGAGCACAUUCUCCUCAACACCACAAGCAGUGCCACACAGACCCAGCAAUGUUGAGCUUUUCAUUUUUCUUUGUGCCAUCUUACAACCCUUAAAGCCGCACCCCUGUGUUUUACCAAAUGGCACACACUAAAAUUCAAGAGCUCAUCAAAGACUUUUUUUUUUCAUUUUGCAUCCUGUUCUGUGAAGCAAAGGAACAGAGUUCAUUUGCUGUGUGUCACACACCUCUGUUUUUAGCCAAACAUCAUUUUAAACCAAGUGGCUAUUUUUGUUGCUAUAUAUAUAAAAUUUUAUUUUUGCCAAUGAACAAAAUCUUGCAGAGUUUACAUAUUUUAAACUUCAUGCAAAAGGCAUGAAUACUGUUUAAUUCAGUUGUAAAGCUUUACAACUGAAGAAUCUUGUUUAUCUGUUGCUAAGUGGGCUUUGUGUGUGUGUGUGUGUGUGUAUGUGUAUGUGUGUGUGUGUGUGUGUGUGUGUGUGUUUUAUUGCACCUCAUCAAAUGUUAAGCUCUUAAGUGAUACAAAAUUUAAAUUUUCAUGAUUUUCUGGAUAACUUAAAUAAUGUGCAUCGGACCAGAGAAUUUUGAUGUGUGUACUAUCAAAACAGUAUUGGUACAUUUACAGCUUAUGCAGCUAUUAUUAUUAUUUCUCAGUUCAGAGAAAAAUCAGCAUAUAACCAUUUAAAAGACCUGUGAGCCUUCAUCGUUUAUUCUAGGUCCUGUCCUGUCAGGGUGUUUACAUAGUUGGAGUGUACCAGGCCACGCUUCAGCUUAAGUCACUCCCAUGGUAAGAGGCGCUCUAUGUAUAACUGUUCUGUAGAAUACCUCACCUUGAAUGUAAAUCCUAAGCUUGGAUUUGUAAGCACUUAUAUUUAGUGGACAUUCUUGACAUGCCUUUCUCAUCAUUGAUACAUUGAUAUAAUUGGCUUGGAUAUUAUUUUUUAUAUUUGUGCAAAUAAGCACAACUAGCUAGAGUAGCAUGAUUUCUAGAAAGAGUUUCAUGUUUCAAAAUGGCCUGGUCUGAGAAAUGAAAUGUCAGAGAAAUUUUAUAUUUUAGGAGUUUGACUUUAGCUGCAUCUCAGGCAAGACUGUGCAUGCCAUCUUCACUUAGAUAUUCAACUGCUCGGUUACUCAGAGACCAAAUUGUUAGGUACUUCUGUGGUACACUGCUAUCUGUCUGUUUAGGAAGUAGUAGUAUAUGCUUAUCAGAGUCAUUGGUUUUUGGGGGGGGUUAAGUGUAGCUGCUGCAAAAUAUUAAACUAUAUAGCGGCUGCAAUGGCACUGUAGAGUCACAAUAGUGGAAUAAUUAGGCAUGUGUCCAGAUCUAAAAUGUUUUUACAGUGAAUGUGUUUACAGUGAUCCUUAAAAUUUGUUUACAGUGUUCAUUGGAGCUAGCUGUCAUCUAUGACGUGUUGAACUGAAGUGUAUUAUUUUACUCUGCCAGGCUGAUUUGGAGCUUUUUUUUUUUUUUUUUGCUUUUUUUUCUCCCCCCCCCCUUUUUUUUAAAGCAAUAACAAUUAUGUAGAUGCAUCUGUAACAGUUUGGUUGUCCAUUUUAAUAUACUUGGUACCUCAUACACCAUCUCAGUUGUAAAUGAUCUGUAAAUAUUCAUUUUGCUACUCCUCCUUGUGUAUAUAUAUAUAUAUAUAAAGAAAAAAGUCUUUGUGUCAAGGGACAAUAUAUUUAUAUGUUAGAUGUGCAUUUUCUUUCCUUAUUAGUUAAUGGCAUUUUAACAUUUUGUAUAGUAUUUUAAAUAUACCAGAUUAAUUGUUGUUGCUUUCUGCAAGUAUAUAAAUAUUAUUUGUACAUUAUAUUCUAACUAAACCUUAGUUAUCUAGGGUUAAGAUGUGGACAUAUUGUAUUAUACCAAGGGAUAAAACUGGAAUAUUAAUUUUUUCAGAUUUUCUUUCCCAAACAAUGACUUGAAGAUAUUAAUGGUAAUAUAUAUAAAUAUAUUCAUAUAUGAAUUUUUACAUAUAUUUUUUUCUUUGUUGUAAAUUGUUAUUGAUCAUGUAUAGUAGAAAAGAGCCCUCUAUAAAGUCUGUAUUUUUAAUAUUUUACUAAAAUAAAAGUCAUGGUUAUGAAUGCCCUGCCAUCAGCACCACCGUUGCUCUGUUACCUGGAAGAAAUGCAAACCCCAUGACACAUGCCUUUCUCUUAAAAGUCCACGUUGAGAUCUUUCUCUUAAAGGCCCAUGUUUAGAACAUUGUUUGCAUUUGUUCUAAUUCGGGGUUAAAGUUGAGCUGCACAAAUACAAGGACAAAUAAUGCAGUUUCUCUAGGCUCUUUCUUUAGUGGUUUCUUGAAACCUGUAAAUCUGUACAUGUAAUAAUUCUGAUGUAUAACAAGAUGACUUUUAAAAUUUAGUGAGUGGCUAAUGUAACUUACCCCUUGUGGUCCCAUCUUCACAACCAGCAAAAGCUAACAUGGAAACUAUUUUGUUGUUUUGUUCCGACAACUGCAUGACGGUCCAUAAUAGUUUGCUUACCUUAUUCUUACUGAAAGACAUCUUUAAAUGUCUUAGAAAGUCUGUUCAGUCUCUAUUUGCUGGUUUAUUAAAAUGCACCCUCCAUGUUCUGAAUAUGAAGAAAUAGAACCUCUUAAAUCCAUGAUCAGGAACUGGUAAACCUUUUUGUGUUGACAUCAGAUUUCAGGCUUAACUUCACAAUUGUGGGCAAAUUAAAUUAAAUUAAAUUUGAUUAACAAAGUGCAGUGGUACUCUAUUGAUGUGAUGGAUUAGUUUAUUGAUCUCACAGUUUACAAACAUUAGCCUUUGGUAAGUCUUUGAAUUUCCUGAGGGAGAAUGCCAGUAGCCUUUCCUUCAUCUACCACUUUAUUCUAAAUCCCCAAUUUUUGGUUUGGAAGUUUGGAAGGGGUUGUGACUGCCAUGUGUUGAAAUUCUAAGCUGUGUACCAAAUGCGAACUGCUAAUGGGGUAGUUUGUGUAGCACUCAGAUAUUUAGUGUGAAUUAGUUUCAGUAGUUUAGUUUGUUUUUGUUUUUUAAAUCAUUUAACAUUAAUAGAGAAAACUGUUAAAUAGGAAAAUUGUGGUCAGAUGGCCCAAAAAUAAUUGUUUUAGGAUACUGGGUCAAUUUUCCUACAAAACUAGGCUUAGGUUUUGUGAACAACAGAAGCCUUACCCAAGUGUUACUCAUUCAUCGCAUAUUGUUGACCAGCUGGAACAUUUGUCUUUUUUAAACAGAGAAAUUAAAUGUACAUUAGACAUUUCAGAUCCAGCAAAUGCACACCAAACUCCACGUAGCAAUCACUAAUUCUGACCAAUAAUUAAUUCUAAAAAUGAUGAGCACUUAUUUAAAAUGACUAAUAAAUGUGAUGUUCAUUACAAGAGAUAUUUGUCUAUGGUGAAGAUAUUUAAAAAUAUGUUUUUGUCUUUUUAGCUUCAUAACUGGUGAGACAGCCAUCACAUUCUGGUUUCAGGUCUAUCAAAAACAUAGCCCAAGGCACCACUGUGAGAAUCAUCAUUUGCUUUCUGCUGCUCUGUAUUUGUCUGUUCUCAUCAGAAGCACAGGAAGGCAGCCAUGAUAACCUAGUUGAGCAAUGUAGCACAACUCCAAAUGUUCAAUCCUAAUCCUACAGUCCAGUUUUUUUUUUUUUUUUUUUUUUUUUUUUUUUUUUUUUUUUUUUUUUUGUUUACUUCCAUUGUCUUCACGUUCUCUUAUCCAUGGCACUGCUGUUGUAAACAUAAUCUUAUGUCUUUUAGAAAGACAUUUUCGUGUAUUCUCUUGUAUUUCUAUUAAUGAUUGUAAAUAAUUUGUAUAUUCUUGUUUGAUAGAAUGUUACAUGGAAUACUACAGCCAGUAAUGGGGGCAGUAAUAAAAUGUUUAAUGUUUAACCUC